Molecule: messenger RNA, 438 nt
Organism: Aptenodytes forsteri (emperor penguin)
Lineage: Eukaryota; Metazoa; Chordata; Aves; Sphenisciformes; Spheniscidae
Gene: RPL31
Product: ribosomal protein L31
Exons: 4
Coding region: 21-398 (125 amino acids)
Biological process (GO): cytoplasmic translation
Cellular component (GO): cytosolic large ribosomal subunit; ribosome
Molecular function (GO): structural constituent of ribosome
Source: RefSeq, a predicted model, not a curated record
UGCUUUUCAGCGUUGCUCAAAUGGCUCCUGCAAAGAAGGGUGGCGAGAAGAAGAAGGGACGCUCUGCUAUCAAUGAGGUGGUAACUAGGGAAUAUACCAUCAACAUUCACAAGCGGAUCCAUGGCGUGGGCUUCAAGAAACGAGCACCGCGUGCUCUCAAGGAAAUCCGUAAAUUUGCGAUGAAGGAAAUGGGUACUCCUGACGUUCGCAUUGACACCAGAUUGAACAAAGCAGUCUGGGCUAAAGGAAUAAGGAAUGUUCCUUACCGUAUCCGCGUGCGUUUGUCCCGAAAGCGCAAUGAGGAUGAAGAUUCACCAAACAAGCUAUACACGCUGGUUACCUACGUACCAGUCACAACAUUCAAAGGUCUACAGACAGUCAAUGUGGAUGAAAAUUAAACUGAUUUUCAUUACAAUAAAAGGAUAAAAAGAAAGUUUA